Daldinia caldariorum is the source of this 1994-nucleotide messenger RNA. RefSeq names its product carbohydrate-binding module family 18. Bases 284 to 1624 code for a protein of 446 amino acids. Gene Ontology annotation, molecular function: hydrolase activity, hydrolyzing O-glycosyl compounds; chitin binding; glycosyltransferase activity. Lineage: Eukaryota; Fungi; Ascomycota; Sordariomycetes; Xylariales; Hypoxylaceae. The transcript is spliced from 3 exons. The record is from RefSeq and is a predicted model, not a curated record. Gene Ontology annotation, biological process: carbohydrate metabolic process; fungal-type cell wall organization. Gene Ontology annotation, cellular component: fungal-type cell wall.
ACGCCUUUCCUCGCUUCUGGUGAUUGCUUAUCAAGUAAUACCACCUGUCGAGGAAGUGUCAGUUGCUGUGGGCUGAGUCCAGUAUCCACCAAUUGACAAAUAUAUACAUACACUCAUAUACUUUCCCGGGCUUCAUUCGUUUAAUACGCCCUCAAAUAUAUCGUGCUGUAUAUGAAUACAGAGACGCACGCGACUCGACCGCUCUCCGUUACGGUACAUAUCUUACCGGUAGAUAAAAAAAAAAUAAUACCUUAAUAAUAUUAGCCAUAACAACGUCGACAAGAUGCUUCCGUCCAUACCAGCCGUGGCUGUAGCCUUGCUGGGUGCGACCACUGUGCUUGCUCAGAAUUCGGCGCCUCAAUGCUCUCUCGACAAGAAAUGUCCAAAGGAAACUCCCUGCUGCUCCCAAUACGGCCAAUGUGGUGUAGGCGCGUACUGCCUUGGGGGAUGUGACCCGCGAAUGUCUUUCUCUCUCGACUCGUGUGUUCCCGAACCUGUCUGCGAAUCCAGGACGAUGAAGAUGGACAGCACCGAUCGCAUUGUUGAUGCCUCGAAAUACCUUGGUGACCCUUCCAAGGCUGACUGGGUCGCUCAGGGUACCCCUCUCUCCCACGCUGGCAAUGUCCUCUUGACCAUGCCGGCCCACUCGGCUGGAACUGUCCUUGCCUCGACAGUCUACAUGUGGUAUGGAAAUGUGAAGGCCAGAAUAAAGACAUCGAAGGAUGCCGGUGUCGUUACAGCUUUCAUUCUGCUCAGCGAUGUGAAGGACGAGAUAGAUUUUGAGUGGGUUGGUAACGAAUUGGACAUUGUCCAGACGAAUUACUACUUCCAGGGCAUUCCCAACUAUACUCAUUCGGGCAAUAUCACCGACUCGACCAUCAAAAACACGAAUACCGAAUGGCACACGUAUGAGAUCAGGUGGACUCCGGAGAAGAUCGAGUGGCUCGUGGACGAUAAAGUUGGUCGAACGUGGGAGAAGUCUAAGACCUGGAAUGCUACUACCAACCAAUGGGAGUUCCCACAGACCCCUGCCCGGGUCCAGCUUUCUAUCUGGCCUGGUGGUGACGAGAAGAAUGCUAAGGGCACAGUUGAUUGGGCCGGUGGAUAUAUCGACUGGGACAGCGAGGCUAUCAAGAAGGACAAGUACUACUACGCCACCGUCGGCGAGGUCACUAUUGACUGCUACAAGACGGAUAAGGCUCCUGGUACCAACUCGGGCAAGAGCUAUACCUAUAAUAACGUGAAGGGUACCAACGAUACCGUUGUGGACGGCGAUGGUAACACGGUUCUGAAGUCGCUUUUAGGUACCGGCCUUGAUAUGGAUAAAGACUACCCUAAGGACUCUAGCGCAACGUCGGGCACGCAAGAUGUCAUUCCUGGCUUGAGCGGUGGCGGUCCCGGUACCAAUGGUCAGGCAGCCGGCGGUGCUAGCAGCGGCUCGGGUAGCGGUUCGGGCAGCGGCGCUACCCCCACUGGUAGCAGCCCUAACGCCGCCUGCACGGAUGGCUUCCAACAAGUCUGUGGUGUUUCUGGUGACGAAAACAAUGGUGCGCGGUUAGACCGCAUGGCGGGGCCGAGCGCAUUCGCUGCUCUCAUUGCCGUUGGCGCCAUGCUCUUUCUCUAGGUAAAAAAAAGGAAAAAACGAAAAAAAACCAAAGUUUAAAUUUCUUCUUCAUACUUCUUUGCGUAUAUAUAUAUCUUGCAGAAUGAGCAGGAGUGGGGUUUCUUAGGCGGGGGUCGACGCGCGUCUGUGAGAUCCCCUGGGGUGGUUUUAUUGUGUAAUGGACUACGAUACCAAUCUGCGGAGGUAAUGGCGCGACGCCGUCCGCUCCUUUUAUGGAUAUGACUAGGCUUUUUGCAUAUCGACGUUGGUAUACGGCCGCCGAACGAACUGCUGGGAGGGGUUGUUAUGCCCUAUGUCGAUAAGGGCUUAAGACAACUAACUAUAAGCAGAAGAAAUUUGUAUAUAAUAACAAGGGAAUUUGGGCGUAUGG